Molecule: messenger RNA, 660 nt
Organism: Verticillium dahliae VdLs.17
Lineage: Eukaryota; Fungi; Ascomycota; Sordariomycetes; Glomerellales; Plectosphaerellaceae
Exons: 1
Coding region: 1-660 (219 amino acids)
Molecular function (GO): RNA-DNA hybrid ribonuclease activity; nucleic acid binding
Source: RefSeq, a predicted model, not a curated record
AUGGUCGGCAUCGGCGGAGUUCUCCGGCCCUCGAGGACCGCCCAGCUCAUGGUGGCGGCCACGCUGGGCACACGGGAUGAGCAAAACCCAUUCACGGCCGAGCUUGCAGCCAUGAGCAGAGCGCUGGACGCGCUGCCGUUACAGCUCCAAUACGGCAACAUCAUGAUACUCACCAGGAACAAGGCAGCGACGCAAGCGGUCAGCCGACCACACCACCAGUCGGGACAGGAAGACAUACGGCGCAUCUAUGCCACCAUCGGCAAGUUACGUAGCAGGGGAAACAGCGUCUCGAUCGGAUGGAUUUCCACUGAGACCGUAGGAGACCUCACGCGAACAGCGAAGGGAGCAGUCAAACGAAACGCGAACCCGCAGAAGCUGCCGGUGAAAAGUCCGUACCGGGCGGCAUCAACCACGCUCGCGGUAGCGAGAAAGGGCCAAGCAGACUGCCAGACCCUACCGGACGAAGUGGGCAAAUACUCCAAGAGAAUCAACACGGCACUACCGGGAAAGCACACGCGUAGGAUAUACGAUGCGCUGACGGCAGCCCAAGCGAGAGUGCUCGAACAACUACGAACGGGGAUGAUACGACUGAAGGGUUACCUGUGCAAGAUUGGCGCAGCUGUCAAGCUCUGGAGCUCUAUCUCUUAUCAGAUUAUUUAA